Messenger RNA from Wallemia ichthyophaga EXF-994, 1815 nucleotides. Its product is annotated as Serine/threonine-protein kinase cds1. Gene Ontology annotation, molecular function: ATP binding; protein binding; protein kinase activity. Gene Ontology annotation, biological process: protein phosphorylation. The transcript is spliced from 9 exons. Lineage: Eukaryota; Fungi; Basidiomycota; Wallemiomycetes; Wallemiales; Wallemiaceae. Bases 1 to 1815 code for a protein of 604 amino acids. The record is from RefSeq and is a predicted model, not a curated record.
AUGUAUCAAGAUGAUGGAAUUGAGGGCACGCAACCGACGCAGCAGCUUACUCAAACGCAGCGCACGGCUUCUAUGCCUAAUCCCGACGAGCCUGGCUACUGGGGAGUGCUUAUGCCGGUUGGAAGAAGAGAUCUCAACAGCGUCACAUUCUUGAACGAAAAGCCUGCAUAUAGAUUUGGCAGACAUCCCCAAGAGAACGAUAUCAUUUUAAAUGGAAAGAAAAUCAGUAACAACCAUUGCAAGGUUUAUCAGACUGGUGAUUACGAUAACGCAGACGAUGGCGAUCAGAAUGCCUCUGAAAUCGUCGUAUUUAUUGAAGAUACGAGUUCGAAUGGUACUUACAUAAAUCAAAUCCGCUGCGGUAAAGGCGUACAGAGAAGGUUGAUGCCUGGUGAUGAAGUCAGCUUCGGUAAUCCACUCUCAAAUGCACCAGGCACAUUAGACGACUAUCGGUACAUUUUCAGACCUCGCCCUAAGAAGGCUCAGAGUAUAGACGAAAAUGCAGGUGGCGGUGUAUUUGCCAAGUAUGAAAUAGGUGCACAAAUUGGAAAAGGAUCAUUCGCUAGUGUUAAGAAGGCUUACGAGCGGAGUUCAGGCAUUCCACGGGCAGUUAAGCAGAUUGCCAAGCAUAGGUUUGCUAUGAAUCAGAAGACCCUUAAAAUGUUUGAACGUGAAAUUGGCAUUAUCAAGAUCUUGGACCAUGAAAACAUUGCAAGAUUCUGUGAUAUAUUUGAAGACGAUCAGGUGAUAUAUCUCGUAAUCGAAUUCGCUGCAGGAGGGGAUUUGUUGGAUUACAUCAUCAAUCGAGGUGGUUUAUCUGAACGUGAAGCAAGGGAUAUCGCAAGACAGAUGUGUGCUGCUAUGGCGUAUACUCACGAAAAGGGAAUCACCCAUCGUGAUUUGAAACCAGAAAACAUUCUGCUUUGCACGAAAGAUGUAGAACUACCACAAAUCAAGAUUACAGAUUUUGGCUUGGCUAAAGCUGUCGAUAGCCAGACACACCUCAAGACAAUGUGCGGCACACCAUCAUACCUGGCGCCUGAAGUUGUUUUGAAAAGACCAGAGGGUUAUGAUCAAGCGGUCGAUUCAUGGAGUACUGGAGUGAUCAUUUAUGCCAUGCUAACGAAUUCGUCGCCAUUUGACGAGCAAGAAGAUGAACCAUUGCAUGAGAGAGUACAAAAACGACAGGUAGACUACGACGUUCUAAAGCAGUUAGGAAUGUCUGACAGUGCUAUUGACUUUAUCUCCAAGUUGUUGAUAGCCGAUCCUGAGACCCGAAUGUCACUAAAGGACGCGCUCAAUCAUCCAUGGAUAAAUGAAGUGAAGGUGGCAAGACCACCACCACCACCACCAAUCCCAGUACCUAACUUUACCAGCAAAGACCACAGCAACGAAGACAGAAACGAAGUAAUUAAAGGACAGAUCGAAGCUUUGCAGUCGGAGUUGAAGAACGGGAACGGUAAUACAAAUAAUACAGCAGGAACGAGGACGCCAUAUAGAAAUGGAUUCUUCCAGGACGAUGACAGCUCAUCGCCACCGAAAUUCAGCAUACCGUCGUCGAAUCACUCAAAUCAGAACAUGUUCUCGUCUUCUCCGCUUCCAGCAUCUGGUAAUAGAAAUGGGUACAGUGGGAACAAUGGCUAUAAUCCAAAGUCAGACGUCAGCUGCAGUGCAGAUAUGUCGCAGCUCCAGCUUCAGCAUCUGUCUCCAAUGUUGAAAAGGAAACAUCCUGACGAUGGCAGUGAGGAGAAUUACGGGGAGGACAGCUCACCACGUGGCCAUGUGCUUAGAGAUCGCAAGCAAGUGAGGCAUUAG